AGAUGGUCUGUGGAUGGGUGGUGAACAAUUUCUUGGUGCCCCUUCCCUCUGCAACACCACAAGUCUACAGGAUGCGGCCAGCCAGUGCGUCGUGGUGCCUGGUAGCGGUGUUGAUGACAAUGACGCCACUCGCCCAGGCUACACUGUCCCUCGCCGUCUUGCCCGCUGUGGCUUCCGUGGGUGGCCUCGCUGCUCUCAAGGUUCUGAAGUACGUAGGUUUGUCGAAGCUUCGAAAGACAAUCACUAACAGUGGCCUGAGUUCCAUCACUGACCUUGAUGACUCCGGGAAUGACUACUAUGAUCAGCAGCCCCCUAUCUUCGUGGCACCGCCCCCUACCAUUAUUGCGCCCUCCCCCACCUACUAUGCGCAGCCUCCCUCCUACUACCCACCCUCCUUCACUCCCCUCCCUCUGUCCAGCCCUCCCGCCUUUUAUAUUGUCCCUGCUUCAAGCCUUGAAAACUUCAGGACUCGCCGGGACGUUUCGAGUAUAUCUGGCUCCGGGACUGCGGCUGGCCAGGUGGCGGUAAGGUCUGAGAGGGAGUACUUCGACAUGAUCAGUGGCCUGGACCGCGAUGGGUGUGUGCUGCGAGCGGUGUGUGAAGUAGCCAGCGAGCCUGUGCAUUUGCUGACGGAGGACGAGAAGGCGAUAAUGGCUGCCUUUAGCUCUCCUUAUAAACCAUCCCGCCAAGGCCCGACUACAUGGAGGGACAUUUACUAUCAAGCGGUGUGGGUUGGCAAGACAGCAAACGACGCCGCCAUCACUUGCGCUAAGACCUACACCAGAUGUCCUCUCCCUGCCCGAGAGCUACUCAAGACGCUGCACGAGGAGGAGGAACAACAGAAGGAAGGAGAAGCAUCACGCCAGUAAAGUUAUCUUGUAUAGGUAUGAAGUAACAACUCGUUUGGCAGCCUUGAUUCCUGAUAUUGGCUGUCUUUUAUAAUCUGUUCUGCUCAGACCUUGUGGACUUAAGUGAAGUUUGCUUUCGGUUAUCUUAGGCUGAUAACAAGAUUCGCUAUCAGGUAUGUCCAAUUUUCCUCAUCCAAAUCAUGUUUCGCAUGAUGCCUUGGGUGAAAUUCAACUGCAUUGAGUUGUUAGGAUUUGCAGUCAAACUGUCCAGUGACUCAUUUUCUAUAUAUGGGUCUUAUUGAUAUGUCUAUUUUGAGUGGAUGAUUAUUAACUUGGACAAAAAUGACGUAAUGCUGGGUACGAAGAGGGUAUAAGUUGUUUGACUGAAAUGUUUGGUAUAUCUGGUAAGGAAAAGGUAGUGAAUUGUUUGGUGUGGCACUCUCAGUGGCUUGCUUGUGCCAGAAGAAAGGGAAAGAGUGGUAUGGCAAGGGCGGCAAAAAGGUGGAAUCGAUAAUUUGGAUGCAAGAACAAAAUCAUUCAAGGUUUGAGAGAGAAGAUGGAGUGUACAGACAAGAAUCUUUUAUCGCAGGCAUUCUCUUAGGAUGGGAGUUCCAAGUUUCGGGCAUCAGAGUAGAUUGCAUUACAUUAGAUACCUGUAUCGCAUGUUUCAUUCUUUACAUUUUUUUUCUUUUUCAUCUUAGCUUAAUAUACGUACACCUGAAUAUUUGCUCAUGUAAAUAUCUUGCAAUGGCUGACGACAUGUUUGUGACUGAAUGACAUUUUGGCUCCACAGUAAAAUGGGCUAUGUGGUGACACAGUCCGUGUAUAAACAUGUAACAUAAAUGCAUACAUAGUAACUUUGUUUUCUUCUGAACCACGCCGUUUCCUUCUCGUAAUCUCAUGUCUAUUUCCAUCUCAA
Molecule: messenger RNA, 1767 nt
Organism: Portunus trituberculatus (swimming crab)
Lineage: Eukaryota; Metazoa; Arthropoda; Malacostraca; Decapoda; Portunidae
Exons: 5
Coding region: 3-869 (288 amino acids)
Source: RefSeq, a predicted model, not a curated record